CGCCUAUUGGCUGCGGGCCCUGUGCAGCUGCUUGUCAACAAGAUGGCCUUCCUCCUCUCGCCGUUUUGACACAGAUUAUUUUGGUAUCCCCGAGAACAUAAUGUGAAAGCCAGUGUCACUUCUAAAUAGAUAGCGGGAGAGCGAUUGCCAAGAGUCCUAACAAGGCUUACAGUCAGUCAGACUGUGCUGAGUGAACUGACAGGCACAGAAUAUCCGCGAUAGCUCAACAAGGUUGAUAACAGAAAGUAGCUGAAGGCCAGAGCUAGUGGUGCUGAGCUAUCUGAGCUACGUGGACUCGGACAGUCAACACCUGCAUUUCACCAGACAAGACCGGUCGAGUUGGAAGGAAAUACAUUUCAGAAACAUUUGGCAUCGGCCGUCUGCAGAUCCAGAGGCUUGUCUGAGAAGAACAACGCCGCUAAAGGUUUUAGGCCCAGUGUUGGUUGCCAGCUUGGCCCUAUUGCCAGUUGGGGGGAACAGGAAGCCAACGAUGAGAGCUUCUGGUUUUUACUGGCCAGCGUAGAUGCAGACAUGCCACAGUGGUCCUCGUCCUGAUGGACCGCGACACCUUCUCCCACAUCCGGCUGUGGUGCCCCCGCCCCUUUGGCACUUACUCCCAGAACAAAGCUCGGAGUCCAGGCUCGGGGGGCAGCGGCGGAGGUGCCAGCGGUGUAGGGCCCCCCUCGCUCUGCAAGGUCGAGCUCAGCCAGGGUGCCAGGAGGGCGGCGGGAGAAAGCGAAGAUGUAGGGAUGAUGGUUGGGGUGCAGGAGGGCAAUGGAGAAGUGGAGGAUGUGGGCUCAGAAAACACUCCACCUGAACCUGAGCUUGAAUCUGGCUCCCUGCUGCAGAGCCAGACCCCUCAGCCCCCUUCUGCCCCUCCUUCACCACCAAAUGUGGGCACCCAAAUGCAGGAUGGACGUGUGCUGUUAGACACCUGGUAUGUUAUCAAGCCAGGCAACACCAAGGAGAAGAUUGCCUUCUUUGUCGCGCACCAGUUCAGUGGAACCGGCCAGCUCAGACCAAGUGCCAUGAAGGUUAAAGGUAACUGGGCAACAGACUGCAGUAAAGCCAAAAGACGAAGACGAUGCUCCUCCUACGACCCUCCAACACGCUCCCAUGCUCUGAACCACGACAGCUCCGUUUCCCCUCCUAGUCCUGAUGAGCCACACCUCGGAGGCGUGACUGAAACGGAUUUGCUUUCAGUGGCAGAGAUGGUUGCCUUAGUCGAGCAGAGGACUGCCAUGGCCCUUCAGGGGAUUGUGGCGGUUCAUGGGAACCAGAACCACCAAUCACCCACUACUGCUCCCGGUCCGGGCCUUAGCCCCGGCCAGCACACUCUGCUCCGGGGCACAGUGUCAGACCCAUCUCCUGUGGUGUUUGUAUCAAACAGUUCACACAGCCAGCCCUCCAAAGAAGACGAGAAGCCAUCAUCUCCAAUUCAGACCGACCAGGAGCUCGAAGAGCAGCACGAGUCGUGCAGAGUAGCGCAGGCCAUCGCACACUUUGAGUCUCAAAACCUGGAGAACCGUCUCCACUUGGGUCCUGGUUCUGAACUGCACUCUUCUAAUCGAGACAGAGAGAGCGAGCAUAGGAGAGGAGACGGUGUACCACCCACUGCACCAUCCAAUCAUAGUCAUGGUGAGGUUAGGAUAGCUUUUAGAGUGUCGAAUCUGGACCCACGUUCUCAGCUGGAACCAGCUAGCCGGUCCCGCUGUAUGUUUAUGAGCUGUGGGGGUGGGAGUAAUCAGGCAGCAGCCAGGGCCAAAGAGAAAAUCACCUGUGACCUAUACCAGCUGGUCAGCCCCUCAUCAAGAGACCCCAGCAGUUUGCUGCUGGCUGCCACAGCUUCAGCUCCUAAACCAGACGCAGACCACCAUCACCCAGACAGGCCCACCUGCGGCAGCCCAGACCCCACACAGGAGCUGUCCUCAGGGGAGAAAAAAGCUGCAGGUGUGGGGAGGGAGCCGGUGACUGGUUUCCACGUGGAGGUGGUGGUGACAGGUGCUGUAGACCAGUGUGUUUUCUUCGGGAAGGACAGCACAGAGAAUGUGCAGGAGGAGACAGUGUGUUUUGCGAUUCCCAGUGGGGGCGGGAACAGUGGGGGUGUUGGGAGCGCAGCCGACUCUUCCUUGGAUGAUCCCCCUCCUGGACAGCUGUUUUUCCUUCAGUCUCCCAGGGGACCAGAGGAGGAUGUAAAAGCAACCGCUGGCAGCGGGACAGGAAUGUGCUCUUUGGACUGUGCCAACAACAACAGUCUAGGGUCGGGGGUGGCAGUGGGCUCGGGGGAGCGGGCGACACGACCUGACUCUCCUAGUGUCAGGGAGGACUGUCCGGACCCUUCCCUGUGUCGCCUGUACCGGCACGUCUCCCACGACUUCCUGGAGAUCCGCUUUCAGAUCCAGCGGCUCCUGGAGCCGCGGCAGUACAUGCUCCUGCUCCCCGACCACAUCAUGGUGAACAUCUUCAGCUACCUGCCCACCCGCGCCCUGGCAGCCCUCAAGUGCACCUGUCACUGCUUCAAGGUGCUGAUCGAAACGUACGGGGUGCGCGCCGUGGACUCACGCUGGAACCAGGACCCCCUUUACAGGGACGACCCCUGCAAGCAGUGCAAGCGUCAGUAUGAGCGCGGGGACGUCUCUUUGUGCCGCUGGCACCCCAAACCUUACCACCACGACCUGCCUUACGGACGCUCCUACUGGAUGUGCUGCCGGCGCACCGACAAGGACACGCCAGGCUGCCGCGUCGGGCUCCAUGACAACAACUGGGUGCAGCACCCUGCCGACGGCUCUCAGCCCGUUCGCACCAAGAGAGAGGACAGACGGGAGGAGGCCAGGUAGAGAGGGUGACUGCGCUUCAGAUACCAACUCUUCAUCUCAGACUGCAGUCUUCCUCCUCUCUCGUCUCUGGUCAGAGGAGAGGGGAACAGAGAGGACUGCAGCACUCCAGGACUUGUUGCUUUUUUUUAAAUUUCUCUUUUUUUUUUCUUGUACUUGCCCUCCUCAGAGGGAAGAUGUGAUGCUAAGAUAGAAGAGAAGUGUCACACUCCUUGCCUUUUUUCUUUCCAAGUCAUCCAGAAUCCCUUUCUCCCCUUGCUAUGCUCCAGAGUGGCUACAUUCAAUAGUUUGUAUUCCAGGGUUGGGGUCCUCUCCUGCUGCUGUCAGUCAUGUUUUUGCCUCCUAAUCAUCGGCUUCUUGCCAAGAUAUGCACAUGGAUGUUACAGUAGGCCGAUUCACGUGAAAAUGUUUUGGUUGAAGUCAGUUUUCAUGAAGCAAUGCAUAGAAGUAAUGCCUGCUUACUGGUCCCAACACUUGUUCAGAGUGGCCACAAACAUCCACCUUAUGUACAGUGGUGCUUCAAGGAACCAGUCCAACAGAUGUAAAACUGUUCAGUGGUGGAAUGUUUAGCGUUACUGCAGAAAUGUGAUUGUAUAAAGCAAACUUGAGUCCCCUCUCUCAUCUGUACCUGUCCUGCACUAUGUGUUUCUAUUUUUCUGAAUGUGCUGUAUUAAGUUGAUCAGCUACCUGAUGAUGCUGCUGAAGUCACUGCUUAUCACUGAUGAUUCUGAAACAGGUCAAUAUUAGGUUCAGUCUCAGAGACCCCUGUUGUUUCAGAGUGGACCCUAACCUUGCUGAGCAGCCAUAAAGAGGAGCUACUGUGUACUUCCUGGUUUACAAAGAGUUAUGGGAGAUGGACUUGAAUGGGAUUAAAAAGAGAAACUUGAUGUCACUUUGGAAAGGCCUGUUGUCACUUUGUAUGGUUUGAUUGUUUUGCUUGUUUGCCUUUUUUUUCUUUUUGUUUGGUUAUUUGGUUGUGUGUCAGAAUGUUUGCUGUUGUUUGCUUUUAUUCUCAAGGACUGUGUUCUUCUUAUGUCAGUCUGUCACCCUACUGAACCAACAAAGUUUUAUUUUUAUUAAUACAUCUUUAUUUUAACCCCCCGACCUUUCUUCCUUCCCUUCUUCCCAUCGUCCUCCCAUUCGGCCGAGGGCAGCAUUUGCCAAAGCCGUCGUUCAUGCUUUUGAAGUGGGUGAACAUGUCCCACCACACACAAACAGCAGAAACUCUCUAUACACCAGCUUCCAGCCUUAAAAGCUCCCUACCUCUUACCCACCCUGCAGGAGACUGAGGCGUCCGAUACCUCACAGAUAAAGUAUUGACAGUUGCACAGGGGCUAGUUUUCCUAUGUUUGACGCACUCCAUCCAGCUGGAUUCACCCAAAUCAUAGUGUGAGUUUGCAGUGCCUGGUGACAGCUCUGACUCUUCAUUCUUGGAGAAUGAAAAAUAUAUAAAA
Messenger RNA from Austrofundulus limnaeus, 4288 nucleotides. It is a transcript of the gene fbxo46, whose product is annotated as F-box protein 46. Gene Ontology annotation, biological process: intracellular signal transduction. The coding region runs from base 555 to 2837 and encodes 760 amino acids. Gene Ontology annotation, molecular function: protein binding. The record is from RefSeq and is a predicted model, not a curated record. The transcript has 3 exons. Lineage: Eukaryota; Metazoa; Chordata; Actinopteri; Cyprinodontiformes; Rivulidae.